This is a messenger RNA of Naegleria fowleri, 2088 nucleotides long. RefSeq lists its product as uncharacterized. Gene Ontology annotation, molecular function: cysteine-type deubiquitinase activity. NCBI's taxonomy places the organism in Eukaryota, Heterolobosea, Eutetramitea, Acrasida, Naegleriidae. The record is from RefSeq and is a predicted model, not a curated record. The transcript has a single exon. Gene Ontology annotation, biological process: protein deubiquitination. Bases 1 to 2088 code for a protein of 695 amino acids.
AUGAUUCAAACUUCCACACUUCCAAAAACCAAUAGUCGGAGAAGCUAUAAUUAUGUUCCUCAAUAUACUUCCUCCUCUGUUCGCUCCUCUUCAAAUAGGGGAAGGGAUUCUUUAUUGUACAGUAAUUCAUCAUCAUCACCCUCUUCCUUCUCAAAUACAUCAUGUUCCUCUUUGUCCUCUUCUUCAUCAACCAAUGUUUCACGAAUGAGUUCAAGUUAUUAUUCACCUUCCUCAAUCACACCCACCUCACCAAAUCAACCAAAUUCUACUCAAGUCUAUUCCAAAUAUUCUCAUCGAUUCGGAAAUAUUUCCAGUAAUUACCAUUCACCCAACUUUCUUUCCAAAAAAUCCAAUCCAUCUCUCGUUGAUCAUCAAGAAGAAAAUGUCAUGACUCCUUCCAAUUAUGCAAUUCUUUCAAAUGGAAGCUUGAAAAGAAGACCAUCCAGUUCUCUUGUGAGUAAAAGAAAUACAGACAUGUUUGGGACUUAUUAUACUUUUAGUGACGAAAAAACACCCAAAUUAGUCUCACCGUCUUCAAGAAAAGAAUCAUUAAAUAGAAGUUUGGAUGUGAGUUUUGAAAGAGAGAGAUCCAAAUCUCAACCAAAAUCUCUACUUCGAAAACAAACUACUUCUCCUUCACCCUCUCUUCUUUUACAACCAACAAAAGAUCAUGGCUCAUCCAUAAAAAACCUCAUGUCUAAUUUAUUUGGAUCCAAGAAAGGACAAAAAGAGAUUCAACCUCAGCAGACAUUAUUAUCAACCAACGAGUCGUUGUCGACUAGUUCCACUCCUCCACUCACUGAUUCCCCCACUCUUGUUGACCAUUCUCUUGAAGCAGCAGAUGAAAAGAACCUUCCUCAAACCUCAAUUCUCAAGGAAAGCAGCACUUCCAUUGAAGAAAAGAUGGAGAAAGCUUUAAGUGUAGAGUCAAAUGAUGCAAUUGCACCUCCGUUGCCAACCAAUAGUUACUUGCUUGGUCAUGGCAAUAAUGCUGGACUUAGAAACAUUGGAAAUACAUGUUUUAUGAAUGCCACAUUGCAAUGUCUAUGUUCGAUACAACCUAUCAGAGAUUUUUUCACUUCACCAUUUAAAAUCAAUCCAAAAAAGGAAGGUAAUUUGGCAAAGCAAUUCUCGUCGCUUCUUAAAAAUUUAAUUGCUCCAUCCUGUGAAUCUGGAAGGGAUCCUUUUUUCGCGGUAAAUCCAGUUGAGUUUAAGAAAACUCUCAAUCAAUAUACAUCUCUCUUCAGAGGAUAUGAACAACAAGAUUGUCAAGAAUUUCUGAGAUAUGUACUCGAUGGAUUACAUGAAGAUCUUAACAGAGUGGUUGAUAAACCAAAUUAUGAAGAAUUGAAAGAUAUACCACAUGAGAGUGUCAUUGAUAAAUCGAUUCGAUGGUACAAUAACUACAUUGAAAGGAAUAAUAGUUUCAUUACAGAUUUGUUUUUAGGACAAUUAAAGUCCGAAAUUCGUUGUCAUGCAUGUGGAAGGCAAUCUGUCACAUUUGAUCCAUUUUUAGAUAUUUCCUUAUCCAUUGAUUUUAAAAGCUCAUUCAGAAGAGGAACCAAUGGUCACUAUUCUUGGCCACCAAUCUCCAAACAAUAUCACAAUAUGGGUCAUGAAGUGUCUCUAAAGGAAUGUCUUUUUAAAUUUACAGAAGAAGAGAUGUUAACUGGAAUUGAACAAGUCUAUUGCUGUUCAUGUAAGGCUCAUCAAGAUGUUACCAAGAAACUAACUUUCUAUCGAGUUCCUGAAGUACUUGUCGUUCAAUUGAAAAGAUUUUCAAAUGAUGAAAAAUUGUUAACUCCUGUCUAUUUAAGUGAUCCAAUCAAUUUUUCGAAUUUCAUUGCGAAAGAGGCUAGAGAUUGUUUUUAUCAAAAUGAAUCCAUUGAAUAUCAAUUAUUGGGAGUUGUCAAGCACUAUGGAAGUUUAAGAGGAGGUCACUAUACGUGUCAAGUCAAAAAUUCCAGUGAAGAAUGGUACGACUACAAUGACAGCACUGUGAAGAAAUUACACCAUUUCAAUCCAUCCGAUAGUUCAUCGUAUGUAUUGUUUUAUGGACGAAUAAAAUAUUCAGAAUCGAGUGAGUAA